UCUCUUUUUUCAAUACUCAAAAUAAUGAAACUGGAUUUUCAUGCACUUCUGAUGAUAAUUUCCAUUCAAGCAGCUUCAUGAAAGACUUGGAUUUACCUCCAGGAAGAAUGAGCAUGUUGUCAGCAAAAGAGAGCAACGAAGGUGAUGUAGAAAGCGUGAAAGAUGCCGUAGAAGAAACUAUUUUUUAUUUCUCUUCAUCUUCGAUCAAACUAAAUUAUAAUAAGAAGAAUGUGGGAUUCAGAGUCAGACCUAAGCUGGCCUCUGCGCACACAGUCCUAUCGUCGAAGCUAGAAGAGCCAACAGAAAUGCAGACACUUGAACCAGAGCCUCCCGAACAUGUUUGUGUGGAUCCCCUACCAAUGCCUGCUGAAGAAAUGACCAUGGACAAGGAUAUGGAGGAAAAGAGAGUGAAAGAGAGAGUGAUGGCAGGUAAACCUUAUGUCAAAGAGGGUUUGAGGAUGGAGCUUAAUACAGCAACUAGAAAGAGCCUAUGGAGGGGUAAGUUUGAACUCAAGGAAAGAUUGAAGGAAGGAAUGCAGGAGAGGCUGGGCAGAAGUCUGGAGAGUAUCGAUGAGGGGAACGAGAGAGAGUUGAGUGAGAAUCAAAGGCAAAGGAGGAUAAGUUGGGUUUCAAAACAAAGAGACGCACAAACAUUGGGGGCAUCAACGGAUGGAGAGAAUUCUAUGGACAGAAGUAUUGAGAAAGAGGAUAAGAUAGACGAUAGGGAAAUGAAAGACUGUGUUCCACAUCCUUUCCUCUCUCGGGUUCUCCUACAUUCCUCGGCUUCAUCCUCAUCCUCCUUCAACUCCUCAGCAGAGAGCGAUGAUGUAUUUAGUGAGGGGGAGGAUAAUACAGCUGCCAGGAGGAAGACAAUGAGGAGGUGUCAAUCUUGGAGAACAUUUUUGACCAUAAUGCAGUGGUCAAAGUGCACACCGAGAUCAUGGAUCCAACUGGCUGGUCACCAAGGUAAUGUCAAGCUGAGCAAGGGUGGGGAGGUGCUCAAGAGGUUUUGUGACGUGGAAGACCACUGUCUGCAGGCCCUCAUGUCUGACACUCUCUGUCAGUUUGUGCCUCAUUAUUUUGGGCACAUCAGUCAGGAUGGAGAGCAAUACAUCCGUCUAGAAGAUCUGCUGAGUGGCCUCAAACAUCCUGUUAUAAUGGACUGCAAAAUGGGUGUCCGGACUUACCAAGAGGAGGAGAUCAUUAAAGCCAGGAACAAUGUCAGUGUGCGGACUGAUAUGUAUCAGAAGAUGCUGAAAGCUGAUCCAGCAGCUCCCACUGCGAAAGAACAUGCUCAGAGAGGUGUGACAAAGCUGCGUUACCUGCAGUGGAGGGAUGACAGCAGUACUACCUCUACACUGGGCUUCCGCAUCGAGGGCAUAGUGAUGGGGAAUGGGAAAGUAUUACGGAACUUCUACAAGACACACACAGAAGCCCAAGUGACAGAAACACUGUUAUCCUUCACCAGGAGUCAGGUUCACGUUCUUAAGGCCUACAAAUCCAGAUUACAGGCUCUGAAUGAAACGCUAAAGCAGUCAAUGUUUUUCAGCAAGCAUGAGAUCAUAGGAAGCUCUCUGCUUUUUGUCCAUGACUCCAGCAGCAAAGCAAACAUAUGGAUGAUAGAUUUUGGGAAAACCAUCCCGACCCCAGAGGAUGUCCAUCUGAGGCAUGAUCUUCCAUGGGUGGAGGGAAACAGGGAGGAUGGGUACCUCAUCGGUUUGAACUCCCUAAUCUCUCUGCUGGGGGAAGCUAUCAGACAAGCAGAGGAGCAAAGUCAAGAGCAACCACUUUGAGACUGAGCUCACAGAGACUGUAAAAAGUAACAUUUAAAUCAAUGAGUUCACAUCAGAUCCAGCUAUAGACUCCAUAGAAACAGCCUGUUUAAAAAAAAAAAAAGCCUUACAAGUAUGUUAAAAUUAAACAAUCUUUAGAUACCUGAAAAGGUUGGAGGACUGGAUCCUCAAUUCUUUGUUCUGGAGUUAUCCCUUUAUGGAACAGUUCACAACUGUGAAUGACUCCCUUUCGUCUGUGGAACACACAAGAAGGGAUUUAAAGGACAUCCUGUUUGUGGCUGACUUUAAAGCUUAAAGCACCCAAAGUAUCAUGAAAGUAGUCCAUGAGACUUGUGCAUCACAUUCUAGUCUUAAGGCGUAUGAUAGCUUUUGGUGAGAAAUGUGUCUUUCACUGCAAAAAAAGAUUUUUGUCUUAUUUUCAGAACAUCUAACGUCCUCAAAACAAUACACACACAAAAAAAAAAAAGAUUUGAGAAGCAGAAUGGGUUUAAGAUAUUAAGUCUUGUUUUCGCAGAAAUAUUUAAAAAAAAAAGAAUUCUGGGAUUCACUUUUUAAUAAAUGUUUAUUUCUUCCCCCAUGGACAAAGUUUUUUUUUUCUUGUUAUAAGCAUAUACUUUACAAUUUUUUUUUUUUUUUUAAGAUUUCUCUGAAGACAAGAUAUAAAUUCUGUCUUGUGUCAUUUAGCUUUUCUUUUAAAUGUAUCUUUAAGAAUGUUUAGAUCUGGAAAACAAGACAAAAAUACUCCGUAAGAAAAUAAAUUUUUGCAGUUUGUACUGUGAAAAUCUGGAAGCUUAUUCGCGUGAGAGCGCUGUUUUUGCUUUCGCGAGAUUUAACUGCGAGCCAUUGUGAACAAGCUUCUGUCAUACACUCACGAACGCUUAAAGGGGUCAUGAAAUGCCCUUUUUAAUAGUUUUAUUAUCUUCCCUGAGGUCCACUGAUAAUGUUGGUAAUUUUUUUUUUUUUUUUUUUUUUGCAUUAAAACAGUCAUAAUUUAUUAAUAUAUGAUCAUUUUCUACCCUAUCUCUGGCCCUCUGUCUGAAACGCUUGGUUUUGGCAUAAACACCUCCUUAAAACUUCAACGUAAACGCCCACUGUUCUAAUUGGCUAAUAUUGUGCAGCCUCUUAAAUUCAGCCAUAUUUGAAACUCAAGUAUGAACAAGCUCCACAACAUUAUAAAACUAAAUUUCAGGGGUUAUACGCACAUCAAACAAAUUGCAUAUGAAUAUAUUAAACUGUUCUUUUCAAGCACAGCUGUUAACAAUCGCACCCUGUCUACACCGGACGCUAGAGUUGCGUUGCAUCGUGUCAAAAUCAAUAGAACUCGUUAUAAUCAAUGAUGCUAUGUAGUGUGUACCAUGGAAACAUCCGUUGUGGCACGUCUCAUUUUGCACUGCACGUGCUGACGCUACUACUGCCAACAACAAAUAAACGGUUUAGAAAGUUUGUGUCGACGUGGCCGGUGUAGACAGCCUCAAGCCGUUGUGUCGCGUCAGCGGAUGCGCCCGGUGUAAAUAGGAUGCACCAUAAACUAUCAAUCAGUCAUGACUGAAUGGAAUAUUCAAAUAUUCAUGAAUGGAAUUGUUUACUUACUGUUUUGCAUCAGGUCCAAGUGUUUUUAACUUGACACCAUGUCUUAUAAAAGCACCCGAAAUAUGUAUCAAGCGGACAAAGACAUCUGUCUACAAAAAUAAUUUAAAAUAGUCCAGAUGAGUCCCAUUUGGUGUUCAGGAAUAACAAUUAGGCCACAGUAGGCCUUGUUUGUCCUUCUCUCUCAGUUUACAAACUGAAGCACCAGUGGGCAGGGCCAAGAGUGCACUGAUGUAAAAGUAGGCAUUGAUGUUUUUGAGUUGUAGAGGUGUUCAUGACUUAAUGAGCCCCCAAAUGACGUUUGGAAGAUGCAGAAGUAGAGAACGAGGCAUUUUUGCAGCUUGGUUUCAAUAAAUGCUUUUAUUGCCUUUGGGAUUAAGUUUUGAGCUCUGAAAUUUACAGUAUGUUUUUAUAGUAAAAAGACCUCUUAUAUGUCAAAAUUUCAAGGAAAAUUUGAUUCCUCGUGACAUGACCUCUUUAAAGGAGAGCCAUAUAUAGCCAUAUAUAAAUAUCAGAGUUCACCGGACUUGAACUUUGGUAUGCAGAAUACAACAUUUCUUCGUUUUUGAUGUCCCGUGUUCAGAUGCGUAUGAAUGGAAGUGAAUGGAGUGCAAAGUCUAGUGUGGCGGAGGAGGGUACCGUUUCUGUAGUGAAUGAUAGGUCUUAUUAAUUUUUCUAAAUGCAGCUUUUCCCGUUUAGCCGUUUCGGUAUCAUACAUUUACAUAUAACAGUAACCAUUUUGAUGCAUGUUGUUCAUUUUUUUACACAGAGAAAAUAGCAUAUAUUUGACCAAAAUACAUACAAUUUUGACCAAGCUAACUAACAUGUACCUGUAUUAUGGUGUCAAAAUAAAAGUUCCCCAAGAAAUGUGCAAAAAUGAACCUGGCGUUCUCAAUGAUUCCUUCUCUCUUUGACAACAAAGCACUUGAAUGUGAUGCACUCGUAAUUAAGACUCCUGAAGUGGGAAGUUGAAUAAUUUCUACAGCAUAAUAAGCUGAUGUGUUGAAUCAGGUGUUGGAUAGAUUGGGGAUCCUACAAGACCAGGAUUGGAAAAAAUGUCUCUUGUCCAGACCAUUAAGGUGAAGCACUUAACAGUAUUAAUAAGACACUAAAUUAUUUGUGUUGCUAUGGCUGGGGCAAAUGUUCUUGUGAAAUGUACAUAAGUGCAUUGUUUGUUUUUGUGUUGUUGCUGUUGUUGUUUUACUUAAAAUAUUUGUUUAUUACAUUUUUGAUAUGAUACAAGAACUUGCACUAUUUGUGUAAUCCUCCUAUUUAAGUUCCCAACUAAUGGCCCUGCUUUUACUGAUCUCAUGUGGAUUCCAUUCAUAGAAUGGAAUACAAGAGACUGCAUGAAAAUUAUAGACAAACUAUAGUUUUGUAAUUGUCUAUUUAUUUUACGUCUCAUCAGUCAAAUCAUUUGUUUUAAGUUUUAUAAGGAGUUUAUUAGGCUAAUAUCCUAAUAUACUACGGUAUAUGGAAGUCCCUGGCUGAGUUCAAAAUGGCAUACUACACAUACUACUCUUACUACUUCUGCCAUGUCUGUCUAUGGCAGAAAUAGUAAGAGUAGUGUGGUAGUAUGCCAUUCCAAACUCUGCCCCUGUAUGGGCACUAAGGUAGGCAUGAUGUCAUAACUUUCUUUUUGUAUAAGACCAAAAAAAUAAAUAAAUAAAUAAAAUA
Molecule: messenger RNA, 5057 nt
Organism: Myxocyprinus asiaticus (Chinese sucker)
Lineage: Eukaryota; Metazoa; Chordata; Actinopteri; Cypriniformes; Catostomidae
Product: inositol-trisphosphate 3-kinase A
Exons: 7
Coding region: 78-1793 (571 amino acids)
Biological process (GO): inositol phosphate biosynthetic process
Cellular component (GO): cytoplasm; nucleus
Molecular function (GO): inositol tetrakisphosphate kinase activity; inositol-1,4,5-trisphosphate 3-kinase activity
Source: RefSeq, a predicted model, not a curated record